GCGGAGCCCCCGACAGCCCUCCGCCCGCCCCAUGGCUUUAUAAAGCGGCUGUUCUCCCGGGGGGGGCUGGCGGGGGGGGUCUGAAAGGCUUUUCUUCGCUUGUGUGUAGAUAUAGGUAGUAGUAGUAUUAUUUUUCACCCUUUUGCCCCCCGAGUUGUCCCGAGCUGCUGGCCCGUUUUUUGUGGACCAUGGAUACGCACACGCGGUGGAAAAGGCGCAGUUGGAUACGGAGCUGGUCGGUACCCGCUGCUCUGGUGCUGCUGAGUGCCCUGUCCCUCGGUCGGGCAGCUGAACCUGCAGACCUCUUGAAGGUAUUAGAUUUUCAUAAUUUACCUGAUGGUAUAACAAAAACAACAGGGUUUUGCACAAGCAGAAGAUCUUCAAAAGAAGCAGAUGUUGCUUACAGAGUAACAAAAGAUGCUCAACUUAGUGCACCAACAAAGCAGCUGUAUCCUGCUUCCCCAUUCCCAGAGGACUUCUCCAUUCUAACCACUGUAAAAGCGAAGAAAGGAGGUCAGUCCUUCUUGAUCUCAAUUUACAAUGAGCAAGGGAUCCAGCAAAUUGGUGUGGAGAUGGGUAGAUCUCCUGUAUUCCUGUAUGAAGACCAUACAGGAAAGCCAGGCCCAGAAGACUAUCCUCUCUUUAGAGGCAUUAACCUAGCAGAUGGCAAGUGGCACAGAGUAGCUAUCAGUGUGCAGAAGAAGAAUGUCACGUUGAUUUUGGACUGUAAAAAGAAGAUAACCAAGUUUUUGGACCGAAGUGACCAUCCCAUCAUUGACGUCAAUGGCAUCAUUGUGUUUGGAACAAGGAUAUUGGAUGAGGAAGUCUUUGAGGGUGACAUCCAGCAGCUGCUGAUCGUGGCGGACCCCCGAGCAGCCCACGAUUACUGUGAACACUACAGCCCCGACUGUGACACCGCCAUCCCCGACUCCCCCCAGUCCCAGGACCCCAACCAGGAUGAAUAUUACACAGAUGGGGAGGGAGAAGGUGACACCUACUACUACGAGUACCCCUACUACGAAGACGUUGAUGAAGCUGUAAAGCCAGAAGCACCCCCCACCAAACCCAGCACUCCCGAAGUGGCUGCUGGGGAGAGGCCUGAAACCAAACAGGACUAUCCCGGCCCCACGCCGUCGCCUGAUGGAGGGGACCCCAGCAAGCAGGCAAAAGAGGAUGCUACAGUGGAUGACCCCCUGGUAGAUGAGUACAACUAUGAAACCAUUAAUGAAGAAUACUUCACACCUCUCCCUUAUGAAGAUAUCAACUACAAUGGAGAAGUAGACACCCAGGGUGGACUGACUGAAAACGCUGUGGAAGCUGAACUCCCCACGAGCACUGUCAUCACCUACAACGACACCAAUCCUGCUCAAGGAGGAGAUGACCUGGAUAAAGAUUUCACCGAGGAAACAAUAAAGGAAUAUGAUGGGAAUUACUAUGACAACUAUUACGACCGAACAGUCUCUCCUGACAUUGGCCCUGGCAUGCCUGCUAACCAGGACACCAUCUAUGAAGGGAUCGGUGGCCCCCGGGGUGAGAAAGGACAGAAGGGGGAGCCUGCGAUUAUCGAGCCGGGGAUGCUGGUGGAAGGCCCACCUGGACCAGAAGGCCCAGCAGGCCUUCCAGGACCCCCAGGACCAACUGGACCCGUGGGCUUAAUGGGUGACCCAGGGGAGAGAGGACCACCUGGUCGCCCAGGUCUUCCAGGAGCAGAUGGUUUACCAGGACCACCCGGGACAAUGCUUAUGCUGCCUUUCCGCUUUAGUGGAGGAGGAGACGCUGGCUCUAAAGGACCUCUCGUUUCAGCCCAGGAGGCCCAAGCUCAAGCCAUCCUGCAGCAGGCCAGGCUGGCACUGAGAGGACCAGCGGGUCCAAUGGGUCUGACAGGGCGGCCGGGCCCCAUGGGACCCCCAGGCAGUGGAGGACUGAAAGGAGAAGCUGGAGAAAUGGGGCCUCAGGGUCCACGAGGCAUCCAGGGUCCUCCCGGUCCAGCAGGAAAACCCGGCCGCAGGGGACGAGCUGGCAGUGACGGUGCCCGGGGGAUGCCAGGCCAGACAGGACCAAAGGGUGACCGAGGAUUUGAUGGCUUGGCUGGUUUGCCUGGUGAGAAGGGAAAUAGAGGUGAGCCAGGCCCUCAUGGACCCCCAGGGGCACCUGGAGAGGAUGGGGAGAGGGGAGAUGAUGGAGAAGUUGGACCCAGAGGACUACCUGGAGAACCUGGACCCAGAGGAUUGCUGGGACCAAAGGGGCCGCCGGGACCUCCGGGGCCACCGGGUGUGGCUGGGAUGGAUGGACAAACAGGCCCCAAGGGGAACGUGGGUCCUCAAGGUGAACCAGGUCCCCCAGGACAGCAGGGUAACCCAGGUGCUCAGGGCCUCCCAGGUCCACAAGGCGCGAUCGGUCCCCCAGGAGAGAAGGGCCCACUGGGCAAACCUGGUCUUCCUGGCAUGCCUGGUGCAGAUGGUCCUCCGGGUCAUCCUGGCAAGGAAGGUCCUCCUGGAGAGAAGGGAAGUCAGGGUCCUCCAGGUCCUCAGGGCCCCCUUGGUUAUCCAGGACCCCGUGGAGUCAAGGGAGCAGAUGGUGUUCGUGGAUUGAAAGGCACCAAAGGUGAAAAGGGUGAAGAUGGCUUCCCUGGCUUCAAAGGUGAUAUGGGCAUCAAAGGAGACCGGGGGGAAAUUGGGCCUCCUGGGCCCAGGGGUGAGGAUGGUCCUGAAGGUCCCAAAGGUCGCUCUGGCCCCAAUGGAGAUCCUGGUCCUCUUGGUCCUGCUGGAGAAAAGGGAAAACUCGGCGUGCCAGGACUGCCUGGCUACCCAGGCAGGCAGGGCCCAAAGGGCUCAAUCGGCUUCCCAGGGUUUCCAGGAGCCAAUGGAGAGAAGGGCACACGGGGGACACCUGGCAAACCAGGUCCAAGGGGGCAGCGAGGUCCAACGGGUCCAAGAGGGGAAAGAGGCCCUAGGGGAAGCACUGGGAAGCCUGGCCCAAAGGGCAACUCUGGUGGUGAUGGCCCCCCUGGUCCUCCUGGAGAAAGGGGACCACCAGGGCCUCAAGGACCAACUGGAUUUCCUGGACCAAAAGGCCCCCCUGGUCCUCCUGGGAAGGAUGGAUUGCCUGGUCACCCCGGACAGAGAGGAGAAACUGGUUUCCAAGGCAAGACUGGCCCUCCAGGACCCCCUGGUGUUGUAGGCCCUCAGGGUCCAACUGGUGAGACUGGGCCGAUGGGUGAGCGGGGACAUCCAGGCCCUCCCGGUCCCCCAGGUGAACAAGGUCUUCCUGGCCUCACUGGAAAAGAAGGGACCAAGGGGGACCCAGGUCCCGCUGGCCUCCCAGGGAAGGACGGUCCCCCAGGCUUGCGAGGCUUCCCUGGAGAGAGAGGGCUCCCUGGCCCCAUUGGUGCUCCAGGGCUGAAAGGCAACGAAGGUCCCCCAGGCCCCCCAGGUCCAGCAGGCUCUCCUGGUGAGCGUGGCCCUGCGGGAUCAGCCGGCCCCAUAGGCCUGCCAGGGCGACCUGGCCCCCAGGGACCUCCAGGGCCUGCAGGGGAAAAGGGAGCCCCAGGUGAGAAGGGUCCUCAAGGACCAGCUGGUCGGGAUGGCAUCCAAGGCCCCGUGGGACUACCAGGUCCAGCAGGUCCUGUCGGCCCUCCUGGAGAGGAUGGAGACAAGGGAGAGAUCGGGGAGCCUGGCCAGAAGGGCAGCAAGGGUGACAAAGGGGAGCAGGGUCCACCAGGUCCUACCGGCCCUCAGGGCCCGAUCGGUCAGCCUGGCCCAGCUGGUGCUGAUGGAGAGCCAGGUCCCAGAGGACAGCAAGGCCUCUUUGGUCAGAAAGGUGAUGAAGGACCCCGAGGUUUCCCUGGUCCCCCUGGCCCAGUGGGCUUGCAGGGCUUGCCUGGACCACCUGGUGAGAAGGGAGAAACGGGUGAUGUUGGGCAAAUGGGCCCACCAGGCCCACCUGGACCCAGAGGUCCAUCUGGACCCCCUGGAGCAGAUGGUCCCCAGGGUCCCUCUGGGGGAAUAGGCAAUCCUGGAGCAGUAGGAGAGAAGGGUGAACCUGGUGAAUCUGGUGAGCCUGGACUUCCUGGCGAGGUUGGCCUCCCGGGCCCUAAAGGUGAAAGAGGUGAGAAGGGUGAAGCAGGUCCCUCUGGUGCUGCUGGGCCACCUGGCCCCAAAGGGCCACCUGGCGAUGACGGUCCCAAAGGCAGCCCUGGUCCAGUUGGUUUCCCUGGUGACCCUGGUCCUCCUGGAGAACCUGGUCCAGCUGGUCAAGAUGGUCCCCCUGGUGACAAAGGUGAUGAUGGUGAACCUGGACAGACUGGUUCCCCUGGUCCCACGGGAGAGCCAGGCCCCUCAGGACCUCCAGGAAAAAGGGGCCCCCCUGGUCCAGCUGGUCCUGAAGGAAGGCAAGGAGAGAAAGGAGCCAAGGGUGAAGCUGGUUUGGAAGGACCUCCUGGGAAGACUGGCCCAAUUGGUCCCCAAGGUGCUCCAGGGAAGCCUGGCCCCGAUGGCCUUCGAGGGAUUCCUGGUCCAGUCGGUGAACAAGGUCUCCCAGGAUCUCCUGGCCCAGAUGGCCCUCCAGGACCAAUGGGCCCACCGGGUUUGCCUGGUCUGAAAGGAGACUCUGGUCCUAAAGGGGAGAAGGGUCAUCCAGGUUUAAUUGGUCUUAUUGGACCUCCAGGAGAGCAGGGAGAAAAGGGUGACAGAGGUCUCCCAGGCCCCCAAGGCUCAGCAGGACCCAAAGGAGAGCAGGGCAUUACAGGUCCUUCUGGGCCCAUCGGACCUCCAGGGCCACCAGGAUUACCGGGUCCACCUGGUCCCAAAGGUGCUAAAGGAUCAUCAGGUCCAACAGGUCCAAAAGGUGAAUCAGGUCUUCCUGGGCCUCCAGGGCCUCCUGGUCCUCCAGGAGAAGUCAUCCAGCCACUGCCCAUCCAGUCUUCCAAGAGGACCAGGAGGAACAUUGAUGCCAGCCAGCUGGUGGAUGAUGGAAAUGCUGACAACUACAUGGACUAUGCAGAUGGCAUGGAAGAAAUUUUUGGCUCUCUGAAUUCCUUGAAACUGGAAAUUGAGCAAAUGAAGCAUCCAUUGGGCACUCAGCAUAACCCAGCACGUACCUGCAAGGAUCUGCAGCUCUGUCACCCUGAUUUCCCAGAUGGUGAAUACUGGGUUGAUCCUAACCAAGGAUGUUCCAGGGACUCUUUCAAAGUUUACUGUAAUUUCACAGCUGGUGGAGAGACUUGCAUCUUCCCUGAUAAGAAAUCUGAAGGAACUAGAAUUACUUCUUGGCCAAAGGAGAACCCAGGCUCCUGGUUCAGUGAAUUCAAGCGCGGUAAACUGGUAAGAUGCAUCUUGGUGCUUUCUGUUGCCUUUAACCCCUGUCAUAUUUUACAGAGUAAAAUGGCUCGUUGGCCCAAAGAAAAGCCUUCCACAUGGUAUAGUCAAUACAAGCGGGGGUCUUUGCUCUCCUACGUGGACUCGGACGGGAACCCCAUUGGAGUGGUGCAGAUGACCUUCCUCCGACUCCUCAGCGCCUCAGCCCACCAGAACAUCACUUACAACUGCUACCAGUCCGUAGCCUGGCACGAUGCCACCACCAACAGCUAUGACAAGGCCAUUCGCUUCCUGGGCUCCAACGACGAGGAGAUGUCCUACGACAACAACCCCUACAUCCGAGCUGCGCUGGACGGCUGCGCGGCAAAGAAAGGCUAUCAGAAGACUGUCCUGGAAAUCAACACGCCCAAAGUAGAGCAGGUACCUAUAGUCGACAUCAUGUUCAAUGACUUCGGAGAAGCAUCACAGAAAUUUGGAUUCGAGGUGGGACCAGCUUGCUUCAUGGGCUGAGAGCCACCUGGAAACUAGUCUCCAAAUGAGCAACCUCGUAACCUCAUUGCGCCACGUCACUCCUUCAGAAAGCUAAAGAGAAAGGAACGAGUUCCUCGUCACAUGCACGUUCUGAACCUGGACAGCCAUGGCUUAUUGGGGUUUUUUUUCUUGGUUUUGUUGUUGGUUUGGGGUUUUGUUUUGGUUCUUUUUUUCCCCUCCCCCCUCCUCCUGGUUUUGGUUUUGUUCCUGGGUUUUUGCCCCAGUUCCCUCUCUCAGUGCCACUGCAGCCACACACGUGAGCCCAGCGCCGCAGAAUCGCGUGACCCGCCGCCCUGCUCCCACCGCUGCUGCUGCCCCCCAGCGCCCCUCAGCACCCCCAAGCUGCUGCUGCUGCUCCCAACCACGAGCACCCACCCCCCACAUUAGUGGUUUUGUCAGUUUUAAAGGGAAAAGAAACUCCCGCCUUGACGUUGAAGUCCCAGCGGUUCUGGCUCCGACCCAAAAGCCUCCCGAAGCUCAUCAGAGGCGUUUGUUGUUGAUUGCCAUGAGAUUGGGAUCAGCUCAAGCAAGCAGACAUCACCCUGGCCACUUCCAGCCUUUGUAACAUCUCCAUUGAGUUGAGGAACUCCACGUUUGCCAAAACUGAACCCCGUGAAUUUGAGAGCUACAAAAAUAAGUCACGCUGGGCAUCUGUUUCCCACGUAUUAAAGGUGCUUGUAUUGUUUGUUUUGUAUGUUUUGUAAGUAAAAUAUUUGUAUUGUAUAUUAUUUUAAAUGUUUAAAACGUUUCUGGCUUCAAAACAUGCAUGUGACCACCCUUGGCUGGAUGCAAACCACCAGCAGCCCCACCAGCUAUGCAGCCACCCAGCAACGAAGACGGCGGCGUCACGUCCCCACCGCUCCUGCCCUCUUCCCAGGCUCCCCCCAGCCCGGCUGAGGAAGGGGCUCGGGGUUGCAGCCUUUGCAGGAUGAGGAGUGGCAAAGCAGCCCCUGGAGCCACUGAUGCCUUUUGGAAGGAUUUGCUUGAAGAGAAGGAAAUCUAAGCUGCUUCCUAACGAGGUUUCUCCAGAACGCUGACCUAAAAGCAAGGCUCUGCUUUGACUUCUGCCUUUUUGACGUGCUUGCUCACCUUAAAUAUAUGUGUUAAGUUAAUGCUCUGUUUCUUUUCCUUCAGCAUUCUUGAAAAAUGAUAAUAAUUACCAAAAAAAGAGUCUCUUUGCAGUGGCAGAUUGCAGUGGCAGGGGAGCCCCGUGAGUCCUCUCUGAGCAGAAACUGUUCAUAACAGACAAAAACACACACGAAAAGAGGAGAACAAGGCAAAACAAAAAAGGUGCUUUUUAUUUUUACAUGUCUCUGUGGUGCUAUUUGAAGAACUUUAACACAACACUGGUGAUACCCUGCCACUGGCCAAUCUCCCACCAGCCUUUGCUCUUUAGCCACUUGGCCCCACUUUGGCUCCGGUCUCUGGUUAGAAACACACGGCCCCUCCUCAUCUGUGACCUCUCCUUGGUUGUGUUGCAGCAGCUCAGACAGCCCACCUAGAAACAAAACCAGUCAAAUGUGCUCACAGUGAUUUCUUUUCCUUCUCCCCCAAGAAGAUUGAUGCCUGGUGUGUGCUGGGGCUCAGCCCAGCUUGUCCUCAGCCGCUGAAUGGCUGUGGUGCUAAUCUCAGUCCCCAUCCGUGCCCGCGCUCCCGGGAGUCUGCACUUGUCUUGCUCUUCCCACGGUGACUCUGCCAGGAUGGCUUUGUUCUUGUUGUUGUUGUUGUUGUUGUCUUCUUCCAUUUUUUCCACCUGCUGACACCACCUUUUUUCACUCCCCUUUGUUCGUUUUCCCUUGGUUUUGAGCUGGGAAAUAGAUGUCGCCGGGUGUUUUGUUUCAUUAGUAUUUGGCCUGGAGUAUUAAAGCAACACUUGAGCCAAGGGGGAUCUUUCAGCAUAAAGGAAAAGACAUCACAUUUACUGUGAAGAAAAGCCUAUAUAUGAUGUCUUUUCCCCUCUCCUUCCCAAGCAGAGAGCAGCAGCAGCUGAGGAAGGGAGGCGAAGCCGUGCUGGAGGCAGCGGCGAUGCCGCGCGGUGCUUGUUGCUCUGGGAGAGCCGUGUCCAUCCAUCUCCCUUCUUCUCCUCCUUCUGUCCUCUCAGAGUUUGGGGUUGGUUUGAUUUUUUUUUUUCCACUUGGGGAAGGAAAAUAAAAAAGGUGCUACCCUCCAACCUGCAGCCUCCAGCAGCAAAGCAGUGCAAAGGAGGACGGGUACGAGCAGGAGGCUCCAGCCUCUCGGGCAGCUCAGCAAGAGCCUCGCUGAGGAGCGGUGGGAAGGUCAGGAAAGGUUGCACAUCCCUGUCUGCAACAGAAAAGCCAUAUAUUGAUGUAUGUACCCACGUGUGUGUCUGUCUAGGUCAUGUGAUUCUGUGAUCAGUUUUCAUCAAGGGAGCUUUUUUUCCUCUUAUGGUUUUUUUUUGGUGUCCUUCCUUUGCUUUAAGAAACAAACAAAACAAAAGGAAACAAACCCCCCUCCCCUCUGUUGAACCCCACAGUGUUGUAAUUUGUACUGAGCUCCAAACUGUGUCCAACUGCCCCAGACCACUUUAGCUAUGGUAUAUUGCAAUAAAAUUACUACUUGUAUUUGCAGACCUUCUUUUUGUGUAAUUUUAUUUCCCUCCUCCCUUCCCCUCCCAACCCCUUUAAUAUAUAUGAUAUGACUUGAACAAAUGUUGAUAAGAAAAAUAAAACCUAUGGAAAAAAAAAAAGAAGAAGAAGAAGUUUUAGCACAGAAAGGCCCUUUUUAAACUAUAGUGUCCAAUGACAUAUUGUACAUUUCUUCAAAGGCCAAUAAACAUGUCAUAAAAUUUCAGUGUAAUGCCCAUA
Colius striatus (speckled mousebird) is the source of this 8671-nucleotide messenger RNA. RefSeq names its product collagen type V alpha 1 chain (gene COL5A1). The coding region runs from base 189 to 5825 and encodes 1878 amino acids. Gene Ontology annotation, molecular function: extracellular matrix structural constituent. The transcript is spliced from 66 exons. NCBI's taxonomy places the organism in Eukaryota, Metazoa, Chordata, Aves, Coliiformes, Coliidae. The record is from RefSeq and is a predicted model, not a curated record.